AUGGCAGAGCACGAGUUGGCCUCUAUUGGAAAGAGGCUCAUGGUUCAAGUCAUCGAUGAUUUGGCUAAGAAGGAUCCACAGAGGAAAGUUUGUGCUGUGCCUAAGGGCUCUAAGAUCUUCGGAUGGACUUUUGAAGAGGUCAGGGAUGAAAUAGCCUUUAUUGCGCGCAGCUCUGGCACAACCGUGACAGGGAUUCCGAAACCCAUCCAACUAACCUUUGGUUACUUUAGAGCUCUCGAUGCUGGUGCUUAUAUUCCAGUCCCUGAAGGGCGCUUCGCGGGCGUGCCUGAUCGACUCAGCAAAGACGAUGUUCCGUUAUCGACCGAGUUCUUAACUUCCAUACUUAGCGCAACCAAGCUCACAGCGGUACUUCUACCUCCCUGCAACUUGGAAGACAUGACUCUAUCGCAAGCCUCCAUGGAGGCUUGCUGGAACCUGAAGUACGUGUUCUGGGGUGGCUCUUCUCUUUCACCUGAGGUUGGCCGUAAGAUAAGGGAUCACACGUCGCUAUCAGGUUUCAUGGGGAUGACUGAAGCUGGCUUUAUACUCGCGUUAGCUCCUGAAGAGAAGGAAGACUGGGAGUAUUUCGAAUGGUGGCCGACCAACGGAAUUGAAAUGGAACUGGUAGAUGGAAACCUAUAUGAACUUGUCAUACACAGACAUUAUGACCCCUUUCUUCACCCUGUUUUUCACACGUUUCCUGAUUUGAGUGAAUACCAUACGAAGGAUGUCUAUACGCGGCAUCUGACGAAGUCUGAACUCUGGAAACUGCGUGGGCGCCUAGAUGAUGUUGUGUCUCUGAGCAACGGGGAAAAGUUCAAUCCUGUUGCGAUAGAAAAACUCAUUGAGGGGCAUGCCUUAGUUGCACGAGCCGUUGUUGUAGGCAAUGGCAGAUUCCAACCCGCUCUACUUGUUGAGCCCAACUGGAACCAGUGGGGUGAAUCCAGUCCAGCUGGAGAUCUGAUCGCACAUAUCUGGUCUACAGUUCAAGAGGCGAACCGUAUCAACCCAGCCCAUGGACGAAUUAUGGAAAACAAGAUUGGGCUAGCGUCUAAAAUUAAAACAUUCCAGACUACCCCCAAAGGGAGCACACAGCGGCGACUUGUAACGCGCGACUAUGAGAAGGAGAUAGAGGCCAUUUAUACAUACCAGGAUGAUGACACUAUUAGGUAUCAGAUGCCCAAAUCUGCCGAAAUGUCCGGCAUCAAGGAAUUUGUUCGGAAUGUAGUUUCGGACACUCUUGGAUUCUCUUCGUUCUCAAACCAAACGGACUUUUACAAUCUGGGACUAGACUCUUUACAGACAAUGCAACUUAGCUGGAUUCUCCAUCAAUUUAUUUAUGGCAUCGCCAGCAACGCUGAUCAGAGCACGGUAUUGAGGUCUGAAAAUAUCAAUGCUCUGGUACAGAAAUACACGGCUGGUCUUCUAGGGCGCGACCCCGGUACAAGCGAAACAGUAGAUCGGCAUACUGUUAUUCUUACUGGGUCUACUGGUUCUCUUGGGAAUUACCUGCUUCAUACACCGUUGAACCAUAGUACCUUUGCCAAAACAAAGAGUUUCCAAGAAGAAAAAUCGCAGUACGAUUUUAACCAAGAGCGAGUCGAAUUCCUCGUCGCAUCUUUUGGUGAGGUUAGACUUGGUAUCAGUGGUCCUAUGUGCGAUGAGAUGCUUCGGGAAGACUUCAACAUCUCAGUUGAUUCAUUCGAAGAUGUUCAUAUCCGUGGCACUCGUCAUAUUAUAGAAUUCAGCUUGCAAAGCGAACACAAUGCCCAUAUCUAUUUCAUGUCUUCUAUAGGAACCAUUGGAGAGUGGAAGCCCACCCAUGGACCAUCUGUUCCUGAAAUGCCCUUGGAAGAUUGUGAUGUGACUUUGCGUCAGGGGUAUGUGGAAACAAAGCACAUCUGCGAGCGUAACUGUACCACAACGUCCCAAUUGGCAGGUAUACCAACGACCAUAUUACGCUUGGGACAAAUUGCAGGCCCAACAACAGAAAACGGCAUAUGGAAUCGGCAGGAAUGGUUACCACUUGUUGCCACAUCGAAGGCUAUGGGAAAAUCCCUCGAUACUCUGGCUACUGUCAUCACAGAGCUCAUUCAUACACGUAGCACAAUUCGGGCAGACUCCCGCUGUUCUGUAUUCCACUUGGUCAACCCCUUGGCGACUUCAUGGGAGAGCCUUCUGCCCUCAGUUCAGGAACGCUACAACGUCCAACCAGUUGAGGUGUCAGAAUGGGUUAAUGAGUUAGAGAAACUCCUUACUUUUUAUCAGGGGCUAGUAGAAGGCGAAGGAGCAUUAUCAGCUCCGAUUGAGAUGGAAAAGUCAAAGGAAGCAAGCACCACGAUGAAGUCAAUGAAACUGAUUGAAGUUUCUAAUCUUCACAGACACCUUCAAUCAUUACCCACCUUACCUUUACCUAUUCACAGCUUCAUUAUGAUUAACGGACAGCUCAUGCCAUAA
Messenger RNA from Aspergillus alliaceus, 2457 nucleotides. RefSeq lists its product as uncharacterized. Bases 1 to 2457 code for a protein of 818 amino acids. NCBI's taxonomy places the organism in Eukaryota, Fungi, Ascomycota, Eurotiomycetes, Eurotiales, Aspergillaceae. The record is from RefSeq and is a predicted model, not a curated record. The transcript is spliced from 10 exons.